Messenger RNA from Notechis scutatus (mainland tiger snake), 1140 nucleotides. NCBI's taxonomy places the organism in Eukaryota, Metazoa, Chordata, Lepidosauria, Squamata, Elapidae. The record is from RefSeq and is a predicted model, not a curated record.
UCAACAGAGGAUAAGGAGAAUUUAAUUCUAGAAUUCGGGCUUCAAAAGAUGAUUUUGGCAGGGAAUGUUUUGAAAGGCGAAGAGCAGAGGGAGACCCAGAAGCGUCGAGUAACUUUUAAAUGGCCUGGUGUUAAUCCAAAAACCGGCGGGACUCCGUCCGGUUUGAUGACCUCCCCGCUUGUCCGCUACUCGUGUAUUUAUCCUGCACCGCUAACAUGUUUUUCCAGAAGAUCCCCAUUUCGCACAAAGUGAUCGAAAAGAGGAGAAGAGACCGGAUCAACCGCUGUCUAAACGAACUCGGGAAAACCGUGCCCAUGGCUUUGGCCAAGCAGAGUUCCGGUAAGCUAGAGAAGGCGGAGAUUUUGGAGAUGACGGUGCAAUACCUGAGGGCCCUUCACUCCGCGGAUUUCCCUCGGGGAAGAGAAAAGGAGCUUCUAGCUGAAUUUGCCAACUACUUUUAUUAUGGCUAUCAUGAAUGCAUGAAGAACCUAGUUCACUACCUGACCACAGUGGAGAGAAUGGAGACCAAAGAUACCAAGUAUGCUCGGAUUCUGGCUUUCUUGCAAUCCAAAGCUCACUUUAUCACCGAACCUCUCUAUGCUUCUCUGGGAUCUCUUCCAGAAUCAGACUUUUCCUACCAGCUUCCUCCAGCUCCAGACUGCUUGGCUCAAGGCACAAACGAUCCUGUUUUCUCACAAGCGGCUGGGCAUGGUCACUUCUCCUGGCACGGUUCCACCAGAAAUCCCACCAUUCCUUACCUUCCCAAUACUGCCAUGCCCCUCACUAGUCCAGGACAACAGCGCAACACUUUCUUGCCAUCGGUACAAGGGCUGGAUCGCCACUACCUCAACCUGAUCGGCCAUUCCCACCCCAAUACAUUUAGCCUGCCUCCUAGCCAACAUCCAUCUGUGUUGUAGCUUACACCUGGGAUGCCCAGUUUGUUUUUCAAAGGGGGCUCACGUGUCUUUCAUGGCUGAAUUAGAGAACUGGAUGGUUUCUUCUGACAGGCUAUUCUUAAAGGCAAAGAACAUCUUUAAGACACCAUUAGUUAUCUGAAGAGAAUAUACAAUGGCCCUCCCAUCACUGUAAACACAUAUGUAACUAAUGGUGGGGAAAGAAUAAAGAUGAACUCCUGGGGGA